Sordaria macrospora k-hell is the source of this 1008-nucleotide messenger RNA. RefSeq lists its product as uncharacterized. NCBI's taxonomy places the organism in Eukaryota, Fungi, Ascomycota, Sordariomycetes, Sordariales, Sordariaceae. Gene Ontology annotation, molecular function: 4-hydroxy-tetrahydrodipicolinate synthase activity. The record is from RefSeq and is a predicted model, not a curated record.
AUGUCUUCAGUUUCAGUCCCCCCCAAAGGCGUCUGGGUCCCCUCCCCAACCUUCUUCACCACCUCCUCCCCCUCCACUUUUUCUUCAACCCAACCAGCAGUAGACUACACCACCCAAACCUCUCACACACUCUUCCUCGCGCGCUCCGGCAUCACGGGCGUCGUCCUCCUAGGCAGCACAGGCGAAGCAAUGCAUCUUUCCCGGUCCGAGCGCUCCCUCCUUAUUUCCUCCGUCCGCAAGGGGCUAGACGAAGCUGGCUUUACCAAGUUUCCGAUAAUGGCGGGUGUGUUGACGAAUGGAGGCGUGGAAGAGACGGUGCAGUGGUUGGAUGAUUAUAAAGAGGCCGGGGCGGAGUAUGGGUUGGUGUUGGUGCCGGGGUAUUUUGGGAGUGGGGUUUGGGGGAAUGAGCAAGGGGGUGUGGUGAGGUGGUUUGGGGAGGUGUUGGAGGGGAUGAAAAGUAAGGAGAUGGGAGUCGUGAUUUAUAACUACCCCGGGGUGAGCAAUGGGGUUGUGUUGGAGCCGGAGGCGUAUAGGGAGUUGGCGAGGAAUGAGAGAGUGGUUGGGUGUAAGAUGUCCCACGGCAACAUCUCCCACCACCUCCAAGUCUCCCUCGACCCUCAAAUCAACCACGACCGUUUCCGCGUCUUCUCCGGCUUCGGCCAACAACUCGGCCCCAUCGUUUUAUUCGGCGCAGCCGGCGUCAUCGACGGCAUGUCCGCCUACUACCCCAAGACCGUGGUGCGACUUUUCGAGCUAGCGCAAAAGGACGAUCUCCGACCUUCGGAAAAGGCAGAGUUAAACAAGUUGCAAUAUGUCGUCAGCAAGGCGGAGGAGUUUGUGGUCAAGUACGGACUAAAGGGUAUCAAGGAGGCGACGUAUAGGGUUGCGGGCUUUGGAGAUUUGGAGGCGGCGAGAGUGCCGGUUGUCGGGCGGAUGGGGGAAAGUGAGUGGGAGGAGGGGAGGAGGAGGUUUUUGGGGGAGAUUGAGGAGGUUGAGAAGACACUCUGA